GCUCUGCCUUCUUUGCUUCGUGGCUUCUUUUAGAAGAAUGAGCCUUGUGUUCUCCAGUGCAGAGAGGAAUUAAGGAACAGACUUAAAUGAACUAACUCAGGAGGCUGUAGCUAGCCCCAAGAACAAAUGAAGACAGAUUAUUUUUCUUGAUCUUAUUUUUUGCAGCAUUUUAUGCUAUGCAUCAUCCAGACGGAGAAAGGAAGGGGGCAGAGGCAGAAAAUCAGCCAACAGCAAUGGAGGAGGAGGAGGAACAGCAACCCAUACCACCCCCUGAUGGAGGAUGGGGAUGGAUGAUAGUGCUUCACUUCUUUCUGGUAAACGUGCUCGUGAUGGGAAUGCUGAAAACCUUUGGAAUUUUCUUUGUGGUCUUUCAAGAAGAGGUGGGAGGCUCUUCAGAACAAAUCAGCUGGAUCGGCUCCAUCAUGUCCUCUCUUCGCUUCUCAGCAGGUCCACUGGUCACUAUAGCCUGUGGGAAGCUGGGGGACCAGCUGACUUCCAUCAUUGGGGCAGGCCUAGUUAGCAGUGGUUGUCUGAUCAGCACACAGGCCACUAGUAUCUCCUUCCUGUGUGUGUCUAUGGGACUUCUACUGGGGCUAGGCUUUGCUUGCUUGUAUCAAGCAGCUGCUGUGAUGACUGCCAGGUACUUUAAAAAGCGACUGGCUCUAUCCAAUGCAAUCGCUCGCUCAGGAAUGGGACUGACAUUUAUACUAGCACCUUUCACUCAACUUCUGAUAGAUUUUUAUGGUUGGCAAGGUACCUUACUGAUCUUUGGAGGGAUCAUGUUAAACCUUGUGCCUUCUAGUAUGUUACUGCGACCUGUUAACAUCAAGAAUCUCCAGGACUUUUCUGGUAGAAAUGUAGACAGUGGAUCAUUAACACAAAGUAAACAUCCAGCAACUCUUACAAGCCACCUAGAUGAAAUCAGUACCACAGAAACACAGUUUAAUACUAGACUGGAUUCUCCUAUGCAAGAUUCCACUGUCACAAAUGGGCUCCACUCAGCUGGAACAUUAGGAUCACUAGUUCCAGUGAACUCUGCUGGUUUGGAAGGGUCUGAGAGAGAAACCUCCAACUGCUACGCUCCUGGCGGAGACAGUGACAGGGACUGCAGCUAUAACAACCUUCCACUGCGAAAGGAAUGGAAUUCCCACUCACGGCCAGUUCCCUGCAGGCAGCCUCUUCUUGAUUUCUCACUGCUGAAAGAUCCCUUCUUCUGUAUUUUUGCCUGGUCAUUUUUGUUCAGCCAGCUGGCCUACUUCAUUCCCACCUUUCACCUGGCAGCAAGAGCCAAAACCUUGGGCAUAGACAGCAUGGAUGCCUCUUACCUCAUUUCAGUGGCUGGGAUUAUAGAGACAGUCAGCCAAUUGCUUUCUGGCUGGAUUGCUGAUCAGAACUGGAUCAAGAAGUAUCAUUACCAUAAGACUUACCUUCUUCUGUGUGGCAUCACUAACCUGCUUGGUCCUCUUGCCACAUCCUUCCCAUUACUUAUGGUCUACACAGUAAGCUUUGCCAUUUUCUGUGGAGGAUACCUGGCUCUGCUGCUCCCUGUGCUGGUAGAUUUUGUAGGUGUCCCCAGACUCCACAGUUCUUUAGGAUUUGCCUCAUUCUUUGCUGGGAUAGCAGCCAUCGCUGGACCUCCUAUAGCAGGUUGGCUGUAUGACUACACUCAGACAUAUGCCUGCUCCUUUCUCUUUGCUGGAACAUGUUAUCUCAUCGCACCCAUUUCCUUCUUCUUCGAGCCUUCGGCCCAUAAAUGGAAGCUACGGAAAGAAAAGGAGUUGAAUGAAGUGACCACUUAGCGGAGAGGCUCUGCUGCAGUUGAAAGAAAAGAAGAAGCCUGACUUCAGUAUAUGAUCAGAAGGUGAUAAUUAGGACAGACUUUUCACUAAUUCAUAAAAGAUGGUAGAAAAAUGAAAACUGACAUUUGUCGCAACAAAAGACUCAAAUGAGCUUACUGUCCAUAAAUGUUACUUCAUGAGCAAGUGGUGUUUAAGAUCAAGAUGAGCCCAGCAAGAUGUGCAUUUUGGCUAACAAGACUUUUUGUUCCUAAAAUAUCCCCAGUUUGGCAUGAAGUCUAGUCAUCUCUUAAAACAACUUUACUGCUUCUCUUCUUUCUCCAGUGUAUAUUAUCUCAUAUGUUUAACAUGAUUAGUAAGAGCCUUUGUGUUAAGCAAUUCAUUUCUGCUUUUCCAGCUUGCUUAGCCAGUGUCCUUAAGCCUGAAGGGCAAAAAGAUAAUAAAAGGUAAUAAUUGUAGAUAUACCAAUCUCCUAGAACUGGAAGGGACCUUGAAAGGUCAUUGAGUCCAGCCCCCUGCCUUCACUAGCAGGACCAAUUUUUGCCCCAGAUCCCUAAGUGGCCCACUCAAGGAUUGAACUCACAACCCUGGGUUUAGCAGGCCAAUGCUCAAACCACUGAGUUAUCCCUCCCCCUAAUCUAAGGGCAAUCUAAACCCAGUCAACCCAAACAUAUGGAGUUAAAAACAGACUCACCUUUCAACAUAAAGCAGAUAAGGCCCUCAAAAGUGCUAAAAUAGAGGAUCUUGUUAAAAAUAUCUGGAAUAAUGAUCCAGGGAAGAGAGUGCUCUAAAGAGAAUUAAAUUUAAGCUUCAGAGAAACAGAGGGAGUCCAUAAAAACCUGUUUUUCUGCACCAAGGAAACAACAUUGUGACUGCUAAAAGUUCUCCUGACCAUUGGCAUAGUGCAUCUUUGUUAUAACACACAGGAUGUUGGAAUCAAACAAAUUUAAUUAAAGAAGGCACUAAGAUAUAAUAUUAAAUUCAAUCCUCUGUUCAUACAAUAUAACCAAUUGUUAUUUGAUGUGCUGAGUAUAUUUUCAUUAAAAAUUUAGCAACACAGCUGGAAUUCCUGAGUUGGAAAGAAACCUUUAGAAAAGGAAUGGGACUAGAAAAAGAGACCCUUCUGAAACCAGCAACUCUCACUUCUAGCCCCAUAAGUUACUAUACUCCCAUAUAAUGCAAAAGGGAAGGUAUAUUAGGUCAGAUGGUCUUUUCCUGUUAUUUGUAUAACAAUGCCCUGAGGCCCAACCCAGACUGUACUAGACACUGGGCAAAUGACUUAAGAUAAUUUCUAGUCCAAAGAUUUUACUAUCUAAACAGAAAAAAAAUGGGUGGGAGGUAGAGAGGUGAACACAUUUGCUCAAGGUUACACAGAAGGUAAGCAGCAAGCUACAAACAGAACCCAGGUCUCUGGGCUACCCAUUCAGGUGCACUGUGUACCAGGCCACACUGCCUAAUGUGUCAUACAAUAGCAGGUUUAAAAGGACUGUAAGGCAGAUAUCAAAGGCUCCUCCGAUCUCCUUCCCAUCCCUCCAAGUGACUGGGGCAUGCACAGACUACAUUCAGCUGUCAGAGCCAAGGCAAAAACUUUAGUUUAACCUUAUCUGGUUGGGCCUAUGUAUUAAAUAAAUCUCCAGACAGUCUAAAAGGAUCAAGAGGUGUGCGCACAUUGCAGGGAAUAUACAAUAUAUUCCUACUUUCUCCUAAAGGUGGAACCUCCGAAUAUUCCCUAGAAAGGCAAAAAACUGUGCAUGUGCUCUAAGGGGGGAGUGAGGUGGGGGAUUUCUCCCCAACUCAUGGCAAUCAGUGCAGUUCUUUACACAUGAUCAAGCGUCACUAGAGUUAAACAUCUAAUUCCAUUUAUGCCCCCAAAUAUCUUUAGUAUCCAAUAUGCCCCUUAAAUAUCUGGGCAUGUUGUAUUACUGUUCUCACUUAGCCUCCAUUCUUCGUGUUUACCUAGACACUUCACACCAGUUUGAACGUAGCAGCACGAAAAUGUUUAAAGCGAUUUCUGAAGGGCAAGAUCUAAUACAGCAGCUUUAGCUUUCUUCACACUACAGUGACUUCAGGCUUUGCAAUAUCUAUCAUCAGCUAUUUGAAAACUAUUAAUUGAUCUGGAAUCUGCAGUAUUUUUCAAUGAAAACUAUUUUGGUUAAUGGCACAAUCCAUCUUCUAUCAUUAAAAGAAUUUUCCAUUACAGAAACAUUUAACAUGCAAUUUCAAGCAUGAAAGUAAAUGGUGUAUAUUUAACAAAAAACUACCAAACAUUACAAGUUUAUUAAGGAUCUGAGACAUUGCUGAAGGCAAGAAGACUCACUUAAGGACAAUGGGCCAAAUUCGGCCCUCAUCUAACUCCACUGGUUUCAAAAAAAUCUGUGCCUGCUUAUACCAGGGAAAAAUUUGGCUUUAAAUCUGCAAUAUUUGUCAAAUAUAAAUGAUAUUAAGGUGCCUGAUUUUUCAAAGAUUCAGAAUUCUCACAGCUUUGAAUAAUUUCAAUGGAAACUGCAGGCAAGGAACACCUCUGGUAGUCAGUCCAUUAAUCUCUAACUGUAUUAUCAAAUGUUACCCUCUGAUUUGGUUGAGUGAAUUAACUCUUAAAUCCAUGACACAAGAAAGAUGUACUAGACAGGGAUUUCAGAAGGAUAGCUUGGUUGGAGGAGGGAUAGCUCAGUGGUUUGAGCAUUGGCCGGCUAAACCCAGGGUUGUUAGUUCAAUCCUUGAGGGAGCCAUUUAGGGACCUGUGUCAAAAAUCUGUCUGGGGAUUGGUCCUGCUUUGAGCAGGGGGUUGGACUAGAUGACCUCCUGAGGUCCAAGCACACUAGCCUGGAUGAAGAGCACCUAGAAUGCCAUAUACCUUGAUCUUCGCUAUGGCAAGUGAGGGCCUCGCUAGAUGCCCCUUUCUUAGGUCAAACUCUGCUGCCAGGCAAGACUAGUGUGGCAGCUGUGUAGCAGCGUUCACUAAUGCAGGAUCGGAUUCCCAGGUUCUCCAUCUUGCUUUUCACUUUUAAGUGGUCAUUACUCUGCACCUGCACUGUGUAUGAUCAAACAAAUAUCAAUAGGCCACUGAACACCUUUCAGGAAGUAAUUGCUUCCAUUAACAAUGGUUGAAUCAAUGACAAAGGCUCUAUCUCCUCAUUACCUUGAACCAUGCAGUUCAUUUCUUCCUCUGCCAAGCCUAUCCUUUGCAUGUUCUUAGGCUCCCCGUGGACACUUUCAUAAGGAAGAGUGAAAUACAAUUCUUAUAAGCAAUGAGACUUAUAGGAGUUGAUUCAUAUUAUUGUUCCUAUACUUGAGAAUCUGUCUAAGAGCAGCUUUUGGGAGAUGAAGUGAAAGACCAAAAGGAUAAAUACCACAACGUAAGGGUACGACCAGACUCAGAAUGGCAACAAGACUCAAUGUGGUGAUAAAUCAUUCCUUCAGCCUGGAAUAGUUAAAGGUGCCUAAAGGAAGUAAGCACAAUCCCCCCUCCCCUGCCACUUGGGCCAUCCCCCUUCACCAGGCAGGAUUAGUGUUAUAGCGCCGGGGCAGAGGGUGCUAAUGUGGAUGGUCAGGGCAAGGAAGAAGCAGCAGAGAAGGAUGCUGGCCUAUGAUUUUAGCAAGGUACAGUUGAAUUUCAUUUGUCACAGCAUUUUUUAAAUCAAUCAGCACAAAAUCCUUGACUUUUACUAAAUACUUACUGCAACUGCUCUCAUUUUUGAUAAAAAUGCAGUAACAAAUCUAAAACCUUAUGGCUGUUCACCAUGACUGAUUAAAAAAAAAAAAUCACUCAUCUUGGUGGCUUUCAAUUGUUUCUGUAGAAAAAGCGGUCAAAUUUGCAAAAAAUAAAAGUUAAUGUAAGAGUUUAUACAGUAUUUUAAAUCCUUACCUUAUAUAUCUGAAGACCCAGUACCUGUUUCCACAAAAGCAGAAAUUAUUGUAAAUUUGUUAGUACUCCGUCUCUCAGUUGCGGGCUUUCAGUUCCUGCUUCCAUAUCUGUGGAAACCUACAUUGGACCAUCAAAAGUCAUGGCAAAGGUUUAAAAUAUAGCUUUAGACAACUCCAAGCUACACAAAACAAGUCUUAUCCCUGCCUUAUAGUUUGCAUAGCAACCUUUUCAACCAAAAGAGUUAACGGCCAAAUAUAAGACCUUAUGUUGUCAAUGUCAGCUGCUGACUGCUUGCUAAGGUAAGGCCUUGUCUAUACAGGGAAACUGAUUGGAAUAUUUAUUGUAGAAUAAGCACAGUGAUUAUUUCAGCAUUAAGUGACUUACGCGAGAAGAGUGUGUCCACAUGGGGAGCUAUUCCAGAACAGCUUAUUCCAGUCAAUCCCCCUGUGUAGACAAGGCUUAAGUGACAAUUUCCAAAGCCAACUGAAGAAUUAAAACUCACUUAACGUUUAAAAAGCUGAAGGCAGCAUGGCCAAGCAGUUUGAGCACAGGGACUGAAGUCAAGGACUCCUCACUUCAAUCGCAGCUCUGCUAUUGGCCAGCUGUGACCUUAGGCAAGUUACAUCACUACUGUACCUCCAUUUCCCUAUGUACAAAAUGGGGCUAAUGCUAUUCACCGCCUAUAGGGAUACUGUGAGAAUAAAUGUUUGCACAGUUGUUUCAAAAUGUAAAGCGUUUAUAGUGAGCAUUAGUUAUGGGAAAUAAAAAGCAUAUUUAAAGUUUACAACUUUUUAAUAAGAACUCAUGCUUUUUAGUGGCUAUGUUGGACACCCACACUUUUUUUGGCUGAUUUAAGGUACACACCAAUACACCCAAGGUUGAGUACUUGACAGAACUACACCCCUUCAGCUGCCGCUUAUUUGUGCCCUAACGGAGAAUAACAUGAUGUGAAAAAUGAUAAAAAGAAACUCAGGAAAAGAUGUGUCAAUAUGGCUUCCCAUCACCCAGGCACUGGGAAGCAGGAUGGUUCUCCCCUCCUCAG
Messenger RNA from Mauremys mutica (yellowpond turtle), 6703 nucleotides. It is a transcript of the gene SLC16A4, whose product is annotated as solute carrier family 16 member 4. The transcript is spliced from 9 exons. The record is from RefSeq and is a predicted model, not a curated record. Gene Ontology annotation, molecular function: monocarboxylic acid transmembrane transporter activity. Lineage: Eukaryota; Metazoa; Chordata; Testudines; Geoemydidae. Bases 177 to 1799 code for a protein of 540 amino acids. Gene Ontology annotation, biological process: transmembrane transport; monocarboxylic acid transport.